Parastagonospora nodorum SN15 is the source of this 1999-nucleotide messenger RNA. RefSeq lists its product as hypothetical. Gene Ontology annotation, molecular function: poly-pyrimidine tract binding; pre-mRNA 3'-splice site binding. The transcript has 4 exons. The record is from RefSeq and is a predicted model, not a curated record. Bases 1 to 1785 code for a protein of 594 amino acids. Gene Ontology annotation, biological process: mRNA processing. Gene Ontology annotation, cellular component: U2-type prespliceosome; nucleus; U2AF complex. NCBI's taxonomy places the organism in Eukaryota, Fungi, Ascomycota, Dothideomycetes, Pleosporales, Phaeosphaeriaceae.
AUGAACGGCGACAGCUACUCCCGAGACGGCGGUCGGCAAGGCGGAAGGAGCAACUACGUGAGUGCCGACAAGACCCUCAACACCGGGCGCACACUAACCGGGCAGUCUUCGAGAGACGACCGCCGAGGAGGCGACCGAGGCGGUGAUGACAGACGCCGCCGCCGAUCGCGCUCUCCUCGCCAUGGAGGUGGUGGAGGAGGAGGUUCUCGCCGCGACUACGAGGUCGACACGUACUCGUCCAGCCGCGAUUACCGCGAGCGCGAGCGCGAAGACACAUAUGCCCGCCGCGAGACGAGGCGCGACGACCGGGGCGCGGGCGGUGAGCGCGGCGACCGCAGCUGGGGCGAUUCGUAUGCGCGACGCGACCGUCCUGGACGAGACCGUGGCGACCGCGACGACGACCGUGCCCCCCGACAGGACCGACGAGACCGACGAGACCGUGGCGAUCGUGAUGGCGGAGGCUACGGCGACGACCGCAGGCGGGGUGGACGGGAUGGAGGAGGCUUUGGCGGCGGUCGUGGAGGCCCUCGCCAGCCCAAGGAGGAGUCGCCUCUACCCAACAAGGCGCGCGAACCCACGCCGGACCUCGCUCCCUUCACCAACAUCCUCAAGCGCGAGCGCCGCAUGACCCAGUGGGACAUCAAGCCCGCCGGCUAUGAGAACAUUACCGCCGAGCAGGCCAAGCUGUCGGGCAUGUUCCCGCUGCCUGGAGCUCCCCGCGCCGCGCCCAUGGAUCCUUCCAAGCUGGCUGCUUUCAUGAGCCCCUCUGCAGGCACUGCGUCCGCUGCUGCCCUCGCGCCCGGUGCAUCCAAGCAGUCGAAGCGUCUCUACGUCCACAACCUCCCCUCUGGAACCACGUCGGAGGAGCUCCUCGAGUUCUUCAACCUCCAGCUCAACGGCCUGAACGUGGUAUCUGGGCAAGACCCCUGCUUAUCUGCACAGAUCGCCUCGAGCAAGACGUAUGCCGCGCUCGAGUUCAAGACGCCCGAGGAUGCCACGGUCGCCCUUGCCAUGAGCGGCAUUUCCAUGCGCGACGACGGUGGAGGUCCAGACCGAAGUGGCCUCUCCAUCCGCCGCCCCAAGGACUACAUCACCCCAUCCGCCGACGAGAACGCCUACCCCGGAGACGAGGUGUCGAGCGUUGUCAAGGACAGCCCCAACAAGCUCAGCAUCGUCAACAUCCCCACCUUCAUCGAAGAGGAGCAGAUCCGCGAACUCGUCGAGACUAUGGGCAAGCUCAAUGCGUUUGUCCUGGUCAAGGACAUCAGCUCCGAGCAACAUCGCGGUAUUGCCUUCUGCGAGUACGCCGACAACGAAGUCGUAAAUGCUGUCAUCGAGGGCUUAAACGACAUUACUCUCGGCGAGGGCAACCUCAAGGUGUCUCGUGCGACCGUCGGUAUGCAGCAGAAUGCCGGUUUGGAUGGAGGUGUCAAUGCCAUCUCCAUGCUGGCUAGUGCAGAGCCGACCAGCAACCUCGAGCACGGCCGCGUCGUUUGCCUCAUGAACAUGGUAACAUCUGAUGAGCUGAUCAACGACGAGGAGUAUGAGGAAAUCAAGGAAGACAUUGAGGAAGAGUGUCAGAAGUACGGACCCAUUGUCGAGACCAAGAUUCCUCGCCCCGCUGGUGCCCGCUCCAGUCUCGGCGUUGGUAAGAUUUACAUCAAGUACCAGGAUACCGAGUCUGCGCAACGCGCCAUCAAGGCUCUUGCCGGACGUCAGUUCUCCAGGAGAACCGUCGUCGCAACUCAGUUUUCUGAGGAAGGCUUCGACGUUGACGCGUGGUAGACGCCUCUGAUACAACAUCUCACUUUCUUUCGUCUUUUCGCUAACUGGCAGGGCAUUCUGGGAUCCAAGAAAAGGAGCGCGAGUUUUGUACAAUAAUUUGACCAGUAGGAACAGUUGAAGCCGACACAGGCAUUGACAUGAAAAUGCGAAGGCUUGAUGGUGGCAUAGUUGGGUAGUCAAAAUAGGCCUUGAGCAUGAGUUCAGUACUAAAAAA